GUUGUGUGUCGGAUAGAAAGUGAGCCUGGUUUCCAGCUGAGUGCUUGCUCUCUCUCUCUCAGUGUGUGUGUGUUGUCAUUAUUAUCCAGUCUGCUCCCAGCUCAGAAUGGCCAGAUUCACUCAGACUGAAACAAGAAGGCAGCAGCAACCACAGCAGCCCCAUCCCGCUAACACCAGCCUGGUUUUCACUGGACCUGGGGCAUCACCGACCCAACAACCACUACUACUUAUCCCUCACCAGCAUCAGUACUGUCAGAUCACAUUUCCUAAACCCAUGAACGGGUCAGAAUCCAUUUCCAUUCAUCCGGAGAGCGGCAACAUGAAAGAUCAAGAUGCCAUUAAGCUGUUUAUCGGGCAGAUACCGCGGAACCUUGAGGAAAAAGACCUGAAACCUCUGUUUGAACAGUUUGGGAAAAUCCACGAACUGACAGUUCUAAAGGACCGAUACACCGGCAUGCACAAAGGCUGUGCAUUCCUCACCUACUGCGCCCGCGAGUCGGCCAUCAAAGCCCAGAAUGCCCUCCAUGAACAGAAAACACUGCCAGGGAUGACUCGGCCCAUCCAGGUGAAGCCGGCUGACAGUGAGAGCCGUGGAGAAGACAGGAAGCUGUUUGUGGGGAUGCUGAACAAACAACAGACUGAAGAAGAUGUGUAUCGCCUCUUUGAGCCCUAUGGAGUUAUUGAGGAAUGCACCGUCCUUAGAGGUCCUGAUGGGAACAGCAAAGGCUGUGCCUUUGUAAAGUUCUCCACACACGCUGAGGCCCAGUCUGCCAUCAGUGCCCUCCAUGGCAGCCAGACCAUGCCAAACGGCUCCGAUUCUCUCCCCUCCCAGGGCGCCUCCUCCAGCCUGGUGGUGAAGUUUGCAGACACCGAUAAGGAGCGCACCAUCCGCCGCAUGCAGCAGAUGGUGGGCCAGUUUGGCAUCUUUAACCCAGCCAUCGCCCUGCCCUUCAGCACCUACAGCACCUACGCACACGCCGCACUGCUGCAGCAUGACAAUGAGUUCCCCCAGCUCAUGCAGCAGCAGGCGGCCAUCAUGGCAGCGAGCCAUGGGGGCUACCUGACGCCCAGCGUGGCCUUUCCCGCCACCCAGAUCCACCAGAUGGGGGCGCUCAACAUCAACGGCCUCCCACCCAACCCCAUGACCCCGGUGUCGGGUGAGUUCCAUCAGGCACUGGGCCUCAGCUCUCCCCCAGCCAAUAUCUCCACUCCCAGCAUCGUCACUCCCAUCGUCAACGGUUUCACAGGCAUCCCCCACCAUCAGCCCAACGGACAUCCUGCUGUGGAGACCAUGUACACCAAUGGCCUGCCGCCCUACUCCACCCAGAGCCCCACAGCUGCCGACACCCUCCAGCAAGCCUUCACCGGAGUACAGCAAUACACAGCUAUCUACCCAGCCACCACUCUGACUCCCAUCGGCCAGACACUGCCUCAGCCUUCACAGGUCAUCCAGCAGCAGCAACAGCAGAGAGAAGGUGAGGGGCCCGAGGGAUGUAACCUGUUCAUCUACCACCUGCCACAGGAGUUUGGAGAUAAUGAACUCAUGCAGAUGUUUCUGCCUUUUGGGAGUGUCAUCUCCUCUAAGGUGUUCAUGGACCGAGCCACCAACCAGAGUAAAUGCUUCGGGUUUGUGAGCUUUGACAACCCAACUAGUGCUCAGGCAGCUAUUCAAGCCAUGAACGGCUUUCAGAUUGGAAUGAAGAGGUUGAAAGUCCAGUUAAAAAGACCGAAGGAUGCCAGCCGCCCUUACUGACACAACCUAGCCCUCAGUAUUCACUGCAACAGCACAGUUUUUGAGGACAACUGAAGAUAUCUUGGAGGAGUUACAUUUUUUUUCUUAAAAAAAUAUGUUUAAAAAAUCAACACAUAAGGAAUUUUUGAAGACAUAUCAGCAUUUAUUUAUGAAGAAAAGCUAGGCUACUGCAGUGAUGGAAGGAUAGAAGAAGGUGUGAAGGAGGAACUACACUGAAGCACUUCAACAACAACGCAACAAAUGGCACAGUGCAAGAAAGGCAACAGAAGUAAAAAACUGAAAAAAAGAUGUGAAACUUUGAAGAACAUAACUUUUCUCGUUGAGACUUGAAUUGUUAAUUAAGCAACAAACAAACAAAAAGCAGCAACAACAAAUAGAUUUCUAUAUACGUAUUAUAUACACAUAUAUAUAAAGAAAGAGGCGCUUCUGGCUUUUACUAUACUGGACAAAUGAGGGUUAAAACUUGAAGAUCAAGAAAAACAGUGGAAAAAAGAAGCUCUUCUGUCCCACUGAUGGACUUUCCCCUCUUUCUCUAAUACUCUCACCGUCUCUCAGCAAGCGCAGAACUAUGACUUUCUGGGGUCACUGAGGUUUCCAUUAGCUACAGUACAACUGAAAAUCUUUCACCCCUAAGGGACCAAAGGACCAAACAUUUGUAUUGUUCUCAACAGUAAUAUAUAGUAUUAAUGAUACUAAUACUACAAACUACUACUAAUAAUGUUACAAGUUAAAACUUAAGAAGUAACUUACUAGCUUCAGGUUGGAGGAGGAAAAGGGUUUUUGGGGUUCUUUUCCUUUUAAAUUUAUAACUACUGGGUUUGAGAAUAUUUAAACAAAAUAGAAAAAGAAAAAAAAGUAUUUUAAAAGCUAUACUAUUUUAGUGGACGUAGAAUAUGUGGAUUAGAGAUUGUUUCGGGCAUGUUCAGAUCUGCUUUUAGCAGUCAUUCUUUACCUAUUACAUUCCAAAUCUGCACUUUUCAUCUUGAACAUAUCUUCCUAGUAUCUUCUCUGUUUUAGAAGAAUGAGGCAAAGGUUAGUGGCUGCUCAUGAAGUUCCAAACUGUAGUCCCAAAAGAUCCAGUGAGUUGUGUCAAACCAAGUAUUUAAGACAUAUAGUACAUUUCAUUGAACAGUGUCUUCGGUCUAGUGCUGUUUCUAGUCCCCCUGUCAGUACGCUGCAUUCCAUUGUGAUGUAUUUUCAUUGUAGACCCCAAUCUUUUUCAUUGCAAAAAAAGGCAUUUCAUGUCAAGAAACAGCGAUUCUGCAUCAUUAAAGCACUGAUAAUACAGAUAAUCUGACCAUAAAGCACAGCGGUAAAAGUGACACCCGGCAGUGGGAUACGCAGCAGUAAAGAAGCGCAACAUCUUUAACUGGUUAAUAAAAUAUACAAAUUACCCUGACAAUGGUUAUAAAAUUGCCAUCCAAGCGUUGCUCUGCCUGCUGGGUCCUGCCCCCUCCCGCUGCCAGCCAUUUCCAGCUGCUCUCUGCAGAGGGGGCCCUCCCCGCUCAAGCACAUCUUUUUUAAUAGGGACCAUCAGUUAACGGGGACCUGAGAGCUAACUCGCAGCAUAAUUAGGAUAAUGCAAAUAUUGAUCAGAUGGAGAGCAGCACUGCGAGGCAAGAGAUGCACAAUCAAUUACACAUUGGCAUUUCAAAUGAAUUGACUGACUGACAGAGUACAUUUUUUCACACGGAGGAUGCAUGAGAAAUGCAGCAACACAGCCACUCAAACCGAUUUAGGGAGGGCCCAGGCGAACACAGUAGAGGUGGACAGAGGACUGAACGUGGUUCACAGUGUCUAUCACUUUGUACCAAGAUGCUAUGCUUUUACAAUUGUAUGAUUAAUUACUGGAAUGGAAACCAAUGGUCCACAGAGUCUCUGUAGCAUAUGCAAACAGUGAGGUCAAACUGAGAAGCAAGUGAAUUUUAGUACUCCAGCAUGCCUUUCCUGUCUGCAGGCCUGCCCUGUCUGAUGUAGAUGGGACUUAACUAAAGAGCAGAUGCAAUCUUUCCUGCAGGAAUAAUAGCACUGAGAGCUGCUACACCAUGAAGAACAGCUUGGCUUUAGCAGCCUUAGGAGGUCAAAUUAAGAGCAAAAUGAUCCAUCAAUUAGACUGCAGCAGGCCUGACAUUAAGUGUAGUUACUGCACCUGCUGCUCGGAAGGGGAGUCACAAACAGGAAACUGAACAACAAAACAAAGUCUGA
This is a messenger RNA of Esox lucius (northern pike), 3958 nucleotides long. It is a transcript of the gene celf5a, whose product is annotated as cugbp, Elav-like family member 5a. Gene Ontology annotation, molecular function: mRNA binding. The coding region runs from base 107 to 1753 and encodes 548 amino acids. The transcript has 13 exons. Lineage: Eukaryota; Metazoa; Chordata; Actinopteri; Esociformes; Esocidae. Gene Ontology annotation, cellular component: ribonucleoprotein complex; nucleus; cytoplasm. The record is from RefSeq and is a predicted model, not a curated record. Gene Ontology annotation, biological process: mRNA splice site recognition; regulation of alternative mRNA splicing, via spliceosome.